AUAGUUAUGAGAUGAUGAUAUAGCACUUGCAAUGUUCGCCAAAAUAAUCUGUUGUGUUUUGUUUUUCUAUCAUAUAAAUUCGGUGCGGAGUUAUGAAGUGCCACCAGCGAAACUGGAAGCUUUACAUCCAAAAGGACUACGGGUUUCAAUACCGGAUGAUGGCUAUUCGCUCUUCGCCUUUCACGGCAAGCUCAAUGAAGAAAUGAAUGGCUUAGAAGCGGGCCAGUGGUCCAAAGACAUCACAAGGGCCAAGGGUGAUCGAUGGACCUUCCUAGACAGAAACGCUGUAUUGAAGCUGGGAGACAAGAUAUACUUCUGGACUUUCGUCAUCAGGGAUGGCCUGGGGUACAGACAGGAUAACGGCGAGUGGACAGUCACAGGAUUCGUUGACGAAGCCGGAUCACCGGUAGAUUCUUCUACUGAUUCUACUACUCCAGCUGCAGUGCCUGUCGAUAUUAUGUCUCCUACGCCAAUUUCGCCUGCACCAAUUCCUGCUUCACCCGAAAAUGCAGUACCAAUAAGUCUCAGUACAAUAUCAGCGGCACCUCCAAACAGCGCGGACGAUAAUACAAAGUACCCCUGUGAAAUAUCAGUCUCUAAAGUAUCGGUGCCUGGGUUCGUGUGUAAGGGACAACUGCUGUUCGAGGACAACUUCAACUCUAACCUGGAGAAGGGAAAGGUCUGGACUACUGAGAUCAUGUUCCCUGGAGAGCCGGACUUUCCGUUUAACGUGUAUUUAAACGAUCGCAAUUUGCGAGUGAGAAACGGUAUGCUGAAAAUCCGGCCCGUUACACUGGAGUCCAAGUAUGGGGAAGAUUACGUCACGCAGUCAUUGGAUCUAACUUCAAGGUGUACCGGCGCAGUAGGCACAGAUCAAUGCGCCCGGGAAUCCUUCGGGCCUCAGAUCCUUCCUCCCAUCAUUACGGCCAAAGUCACCACCAGGAACCGAUUCAACUUCAUGUACGGCCGCGUGGAAGUCAGAGCCAAAAUGCCGGUCGGAGAUUGGCUUGUACCAUUAAUACAAUUGGAGCCCCACGACCACACAUACGGAGUCAGAAACUAUGCGUCUGGUGUAUUACGCGUGGCUUGCGCUAAAGGGAACGCCGAAUACUAUAAGAAGCUACAAGGGGGACCCAUAAUGUGCGACACUGAGCCGUAUAGGAGUACACAUUUGAAGGAAAAAAUUGGCUACGAGCAAUGGGCAAAUCAUUUUCACAUCUACAGUCUUGAAUGGAGGCCAGACGGCAUAUCUUUGUCCGUGGACGGCGAGAAAUACGGCGAAGUUAACGCCGGAUCCGGUUUCUCCGAGGACGCGAAGAAGCUAAACGUAACGGCUGCCUCCCAAUGGCUUAAAGGCACAAUUAUGGCUCCGUUCGAUCAAAUGUUCUACAUCUCCAUAGGACUGAACGUAGGUGGGCUACAUGAAUUCCCCGAUAGCACCACGAAGCCUUGGAAGGAUCGCGCCACUAAAGCCAUGCUCAACUUCUGGACGGCUAAAGAGCAGUGGUUCCCAACGUGGUACGAAGACACCAGCCAGCUUGAAGUAGAUUAUGUGAAGGUCUAUGCGCUGUAAUUGUGACAAAGAUGAUGAUGUGUGCGGUCUGCUGUGAUUUGAUGUUAAAUGAUAAUAAAUCUA
Chilo suppressalis (striped riceborer) is the source of this 1636-nucleotide messenger RNA. NCBI's taxonomy places the organism in Eukaryota, Metazoa, Arthropoda, Insecta, Lepidoptera, Crambidae. The record is from the annotation of a GenBank genome assembly.